AUGCCUGGUGCUCCCUGUCCUCAGCAGCUCGCCGCUGGAGCAAAGGAUGGCUGGGUCAGAGGCGCUGUGGGAGCAUCUCCAGCUGAGCAGGUGCCGUGCUGGAGCCAGCUGCGCUCUGUUCCCCGGCUGCUUUCCCGCAGGAAGCGACUCCCAGCCGGCCCGGGGGGCUCCAGCCUGCGCCGCUGCCUCUCCCCCCUGGACCUGGCUGCCCUGGGGGUGGGCAGCACGCUGGGGGCUGGGGUCUACGUCCUGGCAGGGGAGGUGGCCAAGACCAGCUCUGGCCCGAGCAUCGUGCUCUCUUUCCUGAUUGCAGCUGCGGUGUCUGCCCUGGCAGGGCUGUGCUAUGCCGAGUUUGGGGCCCGUGUGCCCCUGGCUGGCUCUGCCUACCUGUACAGCUACGUGACAGUGGGUGAGCUCUGCGCCUUCCUGGCUGGCUGGAACCUGCUGCUGUCCUAUGUCAUCGGCACUGCCAGCGUUGCCCGGGCCUGGAGCGCUACCUUUGACCAGCUCCUCGGCAAGAAGAUGGGGAGGUUUUUGGGUGCUCACGCAGCCAUGAGCUCUGUGGGGCUGGCAGAGCACCCAGAUGCCUUUGCUGCUGGCCUGGUGGUCCUGCUGGCAGCGCUUCUUUCCUUUGGAGUGAAGGAGUCCACCACAGUCAACAAAGCCUUCACAGCUCUCAACGUGCUCGUCCUGCUCUUUGUCACAGUGAGUGGCUUCAUCAAAGGCCACCUGAGCAACUGGAAGCUCAGGGAGGACGACCUGCCACAGGCAGCUGCCCACGAGGCUGGGAACCAGUCCAUGGCUGACAACAGGACCAGUGCCUUUGGGGUGGGAGGCUUCAUGCCCUAUGGUUUCACUGGCACCUUGGCUGGAGCCUCUACCUGUUUCUAUGCCUUUGUUGGAUUUGACUGCAUUGCUACCACAGGGGAAGAAGUGAGGGACCCCCAGAGAUCCAUCCCCAUGGGCAUCAUUCUCUCCCUCCUCAUCUGCUUCCUGGCCUACUUUGGGGUGUCUGCUGCCCUCACCCUGAUGAUGCCCUACUACCUCCUGGACACCACGAGCCCGCUGCCAGUGGCCUUUGAGUACAUUGGCUGGAGCAGUGCAAAGUACGCCGUGGCUGUGGGGUCGCUGUGUGCCCUGACCACCAGCCUCCUAGGCUCCAUGUUCCCCAUGCCAAGGAUCCUGUAUGCAAUGGCUCGAGAUGGGCUCCUCUUCCAGCCUCUGGCCAAAGUCAGUCGCCGUCAGUGCCCGGUGGUGGCAACCCUGGUGUCUGGGGCAGUGGCAGCUCUCCUGGCCCUUCUCUUUGACCUGAAAGACCUGGUUGACACCAUGUCCAUUGGCACACUGCUGGCCUACUCCAUGGUGGCUGCCUGUGUGCUGCUGCUCAGGUACCGGCCUGAGCCCAGCCCUCGGGACACUCCUGCGGGGAAGGUCCCAGCUGUGCAGCCAUGGUGGAACCACCUGGUCCAGCCACCCCCCAAUCCCACCCCUCGCUCCUCUGCUCUGGUGCUCUGGGCUCUGACAGCUGCAGCUGCCCUGGCCUGUGCCCUGGGCUGGGUGAGCACUGCUGGGCUGCCCUGCCUGCGGGCUGGGGGUGCCUGGUGCAUCACAGCUCUGGCCCUGCCUCUCCUGGGGAUCCUGGCAGCAGCUCUUCUCAUCUGGAGGCAGCCUCAGAGCCAGGACAAAGCGUCCUUCAUGGUUCCCUGCCUGCCCUUCCUGCCUCUCCUCAGCAUCUCCAUCAACGCCGUGCUGCUGGCCCGGCUCAGCGCGGCCCCCUGGCUGCGGUACCUGCUCUGGAUGGCUGCGGGUUUCCUCAUUUACUUUGGCUAUGGGAUCUGGCACAGCACUGGGAGCCAGUGGCCUGAAGGGACAGGUCCCCAGGAGCUGCCCCAAAGCAGAGCCAGGGAUGUGGCCCUGGAGCCCCGUGGGCCUGCCCUGUGCCCAUCUGCUCCAGGGCAAUAA
This is a messenger RNA of Camarhynchus parvulus, 1962 nucleotides long. RefSeq names its product cationic amino acid transporter 2-like. Gene Ontology annotation, biological process: amino acid transport; transmembrane transport. Gene Ontology annotation, cellular component: plasma membrane. The transcript has 13 exons. Gene Ontology annotation, molecular function: amino acid transmembrane transporter activity. The coding region runs from base 1 to 1962 and encodes 653 amino acids. Lineage: Eukaryota; Metazoa; Chordata; Aves; Passeriformes; Thraupidae. The record is from RefSeq and is a predicted model, not a curated record.